Molecule: messenger RNA, 3538 nt
Organism: Ipomoea triloba (trilobed morning glory)
Lineage: Eukaryota; Viridiplantae; Streptophyta; Magnoliopsida; Solanales; Convolvulaceae
Exons: 9
Coding region: 111-503 (130 amino acids)
Source: RefSeq, a predicted model, not a curated record
GUGGCAAGUUAAGAAGAUCAUCCAUGCACUUGUAAAGCUGUUCUAAUCCAAGAAGGCCACUGCUAAUUGUAGCUGCUUCUGGAGUAGCUGAUACUUGUAAUGCUUUGAGCAUGGAAAGAAAACUCAACCUUGUUCUGGCCAGAAUAAGCUCUAGACUUGGUUAUAUAUUGGCAGAUUGGAUGGCCUGGAACAAAUGCUGUGGAUCUCCCUUCAACUGCAUUAAUAAAAGGGUUUGUGGCAAGUUAAGAAGAUCAUCCAUGCACUUGUACAGCUGUUCUAAUCCAAGAAGACCACUGCUGAUUGUAGCUGCUUCUGGAGUGACUGAUACUUGUAUUGUUUUGAGCUUGGAAAGUAAACUCAAGCUUGUGUUGGCUAGAAUAAGUUCUAGACUUGGUUAUAUAUUGGCAGAUUGGAAGGCAUGGAGGCUUGGAACAAAUGCUGUGUAUCUCCCUUCAACUGCAUUAAUAAAAGGUGUUGACUGUAUAAUGUGCUAUCAUUGUUGAUCUGGUGAAGAUUAUGCUUCCUCCUACCUGCCAGGCACCAGAAGGUUUAUACCCAUCAUAACAGAAGAGUAACAUAAUCAUCAUGACAAUUUUGUUUCAAUCUGUAGAUUUAUUGGCUCUCUGCCAACCCAACAUUUUGCACGAGGGAGGAGUAGAAAUCCUUUCUUAUGUGCACGUAUGGCUGGUCAGAAUCGGUGGUUUUGCCAGCACAAGACUUUGGAGAUGCUGUGGCUAAAGAAAUAUAAGAAGAUCUUCAUUUCCCACGAACGGGUUUUCUGCUUUGACAUAUUGGUAUUGGGAAACCCACACACACGUGUACACGGCUUAAUUAUAUCUGCAUUUGCAAAAUUGAGUUUAAUAAUCUGUUGUGACCACCAUUGAAGAAACAAUUUUGAUGGGAGACGAGCUGAGACAGGUAAUGGAAGGCUCUAAUCAAUGUGGAAAUCUAGGAAUUUCCUUCAAUACUCAGCUUUUGGGUAGCACAUACAAGGACAAGAAACAAUUACAGGAAAAUUCUAUCUACUCAGGUUUAGAUUUGGGGAUCCAAGGUCAUGAAAAGAGCAGAGGGUGGUCGACACUCAUCCUAGUUAAACCAGCAUUGCUCCGGGCUUAUUAUUUUACCUUUUGAUCAGGUGGAGUGGUUAAAGCUUUGCAGAGGCAAUGGGAAUGAUAUCUGAUAUAAAUCUAGGAAAAUUUAUGCUUCUGAUGUCUAGGAAAAUCUCACAAGAGAAUAAAGCUAAUCAGAAAAUGUCAUAGCUCCAUUGCAUGAUCACCCAGAACAUGAUACACUGAUUGGAUCUGAUUACUAACACACAUAAGCUAGUUAAAGCACAUUAUGAAGAUAUGAUUUGUAAUAAAAGUUCAUGAAUGGCUGGUUCAUUAUCUUGAUGCCCUCUUUGACUUGUAUUUAUGCAAAUCUAUACUGUUAACCAAUCUUUUUGCAGUAACUGGGGAGGGCUUGAUACACAUAAGAGAUUAAGAAGGCAGAUAGAUGCAAGUUGGAGGAUAAACUAUCACUUUUGUAUUGUUUUCUCUUGAGUAACUACAAAAUUGAUUAUAUACAAGUAUGGCUAUACAAUUGCUUAGCAAGAGAUGAUGUUCAGGAGAGAGCUCCUUAAUUUAAUCAUGCACCUAAAUAUGCUUUCCAUUUGAUUCUCAAUGGCCUCAAGUUGAGCUUCCAAUGUCUCCAGAUUGCCAGAUUUGUCAUGUUGGUAUUCACAUGCUACUCUUCCACUUUGUACCAAUUUUGAAACCAGUGACCACCUAGAUGGCUUAGGCUUCAAAACUGGCACAGACAAGAAAAGCAGGACAAACUGGAAAAUAGAAAGGCUCACUGUAGUUGCUUCUCUUAAUGCUCUAAUUGCUGCUGAGAUGUCAUGAUGCACUUCUAAGGGUGUUAAUCGAUCAAUCUCAUCAUCGAUUUUCUUUAUAGCUGCAAUUGACUUUUUUGCAUCCUUGUUCAUCUUCUUUAUGAAUGAAGUGUAUCGGGUGAUGGUAGAUUCAAUACUUGAAUCUUCCUUUCUCCUCCUCUGGGAGGAUUGGAGAUCUCUCAAGUUUUCUUUCAACUGAGAGACACUAUCUCUUGCUAGACCACAAAUAUCAAGAAGCCUCACUGAUUUCUCCAAUAAGCCAUCAACCCAUGUCUUAUUGUGACGUUGGGAGAGGGCUUGAAGGGCUUGUGGCAAGUUAAGAAGAUCAUCCAUGCAUUUGUAAAGCUCUUCUAAUCCAAGAAGACCACUGCUGAUUGUAGCUGCUUCUGGCGUGGCUGAUACUUGUAAUGUUUUGAGCUUGGUCAGCUCUUCUUCUGCUUUUUGAAUGCUUGGAUGUGAUAUGCUAGGGAAGCUAAUAGAUCGGGUGUGGUUGGAUUUUGCCAUUGUUGUAUUUUCUGGAAAAUAAACUCAACCUUUGUUUGUGUUGGCUAGAAUAAGCUCUAGACUUGGCUAUAUAUUGGCAGAUGGGAAGGUAUGAAGAUAAAAUUAGCACUAGGAUGUAGUAUUGUUAUCUGCAUGUGGUGCAAUGUGCCAUUCCUUGAACUUAGCCAACCUGUUAUUUACUUUGCCAACAAACUCUAAUCAUUUACAAUUCUUUAUUUCUUACACGCUUGGAACAAAUGAUGUGGAUCUCCCUUCAAAUGCAUUAAUAAAGGGAGGAUUGCAGAUCUCUCAAAUGUUCCUUCAACUGAGAGAUGCAGUCUCUUGCUAGACCACAAAUAUCAAGAAGCCUCACUGAUUUCUCCAAUAAGCCAUCAACCCAUUUCUUAUUCUGAUGUUGGGAGAUGGCUUGAAGGGUUUGUGGCAAGUUAAGAAGAUCAUCCAUGCACUUGUACAGCUGUUCUAAUCCAAGAAGACCACUGCUGAUUGUAGCUGCUUCUGGAGUGACUGAUACUUGUAAUGUUUUGAGCUUGGUGAGCUCUUCUUCCACCUUUUGAAUGCUCGGAUGUGAUCUGCUGGGAAAGCUAAUAGAUCGGACGUGGUUGGAUUUUACCAUUGUUGUAUUUUCUGUGUGUAACAGGAAAGUAAACUCAAGCUUGUGUUGGCUAGAAUAAGCUCUAGACUUGGUUAUAUAUUGGCAGGUUGGAAGGCAUGGAGAUAAGAACAGCAAUGUGCCAUUCCUUGAACUUAGCCAAGCUGUUAUUUACUUUGCCAACAAACUCUAAUCAUUUACAAUUCUUUAUUCCUCCCAGGCCUGGAACAAAUGCUGUGGAUCUCCCUUCAUCUGCAUUAAUAAAAGAUUUAUACCCAAAAUUUGCACGAGUGAAGAGAAGAAAUCCUAUGCUAUGUGCACGCAUGGUUGGUCAGAAUUGGUGGUUUUGCCAGCACAAUACAAGACUUGGUAGAUGCUGUGGUUAAAGAAAUAUAGGAAGAUCAUCAUUUCCCACGAACACGUUUUCUGCUGUAACCACACACACGUGUACACGGCUUAAUUAUAUCUGCAUUGAAAUAUUGAGUUUAAUAAUCUGUUGUGACCACCAUAGAAGAAACAAUUUUGAUGGGAGACGAUGAGACAGGUAAUGGAAGGCUCAGAUUAAUGUGGUA